UUCCAUUUUCCAUCCUACCUCUUCUCUCUAUAUCUCAACCACCUCACUCCCAAUUUGAAGCUUAAAAAGCAGUCAGUACCAACCUUCCUUUCUGUUACACUGCAGAUUCUCUAAACCACUAACUCUUCUCAUCCAUCAACAAGAGAUGAAAGGCAUAGACAUCUUCUGUGCAUCACAGGCCUCAACAGCUAUAUGUCUUAGCAUGGAUCAACCCUCUUCCUCCUAUUCCUCUUCUUCAUCUUCCAUUUCCAACACUGCUCAAUUUGGUGGCAGAGCCAUUGACCGCCACAACCCCAUCAUCACAGAUCCUAGAAGAACCCCCUCAAGAGACCUCAUUUCCCCUAGCUCUUCUUCUCAGUCCCCCAUUGAGCCCAAACCUUUGCAUGAUCAUCUCCAAAAGACAAAGAAAAACUCCACUUCCAAGCCAAGUGGUCAGAAGAAGAAGAGUGCUGCAAAGGGUCAUGAUCAGAAGAAGAAAAGUGCUGCGGGAAAGUUGACCGAACACAUCACCAACAAUUACUCCUCAAAACCAAUUGACAGCAUUCUGAGGAGGAGUUGGGCUAGGCCACCUUCUGAUUUGAUCACUCCUCCUGGUUCUUCAAGAUAUUUGCUCAUUGACACGCCUUCCUUGGACCGCGUAUCUUCGGUUUAUGAUCCUGUUUUGGCUUUAACUGAUGUUAAUAAGGAGAAAGCACAGGUUAUUCAUCUUGAUCAAACCAAACAUUCAUCUAAACCCUCUAGCUCCACUCUUCCAAAAUCUGAUUCCUCAGACCAGGUUGUAGAAUUGAGGGUUUCUCUGCACUGCAAAGGUUGUGAAGGGAAGGUGAGGAAACAUCUGUCUAGAAUGCGAGGAGUUACGUCCUUCAACAUAGACUUUGCGGCAAAGAAGGUUACAGUAGUUGGUGAUGUGACUCCUUUGAGCGUAUUGGCAAGCAUAUCAAAGGUGAAGAAUGCACAAUUUUGGCCAGAACAUGCUUCAAUAGUUGGAUCCGAAACAAAGAGAACAAAUUUGAUCUAACGGGAGAGGAAAGUAGCCUAUUGGUAUUGUAAUUUUUUUUAAUGUCACAACUCGUGAAUUGGUCAGUAUCUAAUUAGUGUAAAUAUUAGAGUGUAGGUUUGGCUUUGAAGAGAUAUUAGAGUUUGUUUCGAAGGAACCUUAUUUUUGUACAAGGAUUGGUCUAAUUUCUCUGGAGAAAAUUUACGAUAUGUAAACCAACAUAAGACCUGAUCCUUUAAAAAUUAUGAACAGGAAUAAUAUUUAGCUACAUAGAGAUGUA
Molecule: messenger RNA, 1277 nt
Organism: Glycine soja
Lineage: Eukaryota; Viridiplantae; Streptophyta; Magnoliopsida; Fabales; Fabaceae
Product: protein SODIUM POTASSIUM ROOT DEFECTIVE 2-like
Exons: 3
Coding region: 146-1018 (290 amino acids)
Molecular function (GO): metal ion binding
Source: RefSeq, a predicted model, not a curated record